Molecule: messenger RNA, 1892 nt
Organism: Scomber japonicus (chub mackerel)
Lineage: Eukaryota; Metazoa; Chordata; Actinopteri; Scombriformes; Scombridae
Gene: nr4a2a
Product: nuclear receptor subfamily 4, group A, member 2a
Exons: 7
Coding region: 90-1892 (600 amino acids)
Biological process (GO): cellular response to corticotropin-releasing hormone stimulus; regulation of transcription by RNA polymerase II; central nervous system neuron differentiation
Cellular component (GO): nucleus; transcription regulator complex
Molecular function (GO): nuclear glucocorticoid receptor binding; zinc ion binding; RNA polymerase II cis-regulatory region sequence-specific DNA binding
Source: RefSeq, a predicted model, not a curated record
AGAGCCGCCUUCUUGAACACAGACGCCCAAACACCUCCUGACGUCUCUCAUUUCAAGUGUCACCGAAAAACUGUCAGAAGACUUGAGCCAUGCCCUGCGUCCAGGCUCAGUAUGGAUCAUCACCUCAAGGAGCUAGUCCUGCCUCCCAGAGCUACAGCUACCACACCGCAGGAGAAUACAGCUGCGACUUCUUAACACCCGAGUUUGUUAAGUUUAGCAUGGACUUGACCAAUACUGAGAUCACAGCCACCACUUCUCUCCCGAGUUUCAGUACAUUCAUGGACAACUAUACCACCAGUUACGACGUUAAACCGCCCUGUCUGUAUCAGAUGCCCCACUCUGGAGAGCAGUCCUCUAUCAAGGUGGAGGACGUCCAGAUGCAUAACUACCACCAGCAGAGCCACCUGCCACCUCAGUCAGAAGAAAUGAUGGCUCACUCUGGGCCUAUGUACUUCAAACCCUCCUCGCCUCAUGCCCCGAGUACGCCAAACUUCCAGGUUCAGCCUAAUCACAUGUGGGAGGACCCUGGCUCCCUCCACAGUUUUCACCAGAACUAUGUUGCGGCAACGUCUCAUAUGAUGGACCAGCGCAAGAAUCCGGUGUCCAGGCUUUCGCUCUUCUCCUUCAAGCAGUCCCCUCCCGGUACUCCUGUUUCCAGCUGUCAGAUGCGGUUCGACGGGCCGCUGCACGUCUCCAUGGGCCACGACAACCCGGGUGCGCACCGCGGCCUGGACGGCCAGAGUUUCGCGGUUCCUAGCGCUAUAAGGAAACAGGCUGGUCUGGCCUUUCCCCACUCCCUGCAGCUCGGCCACGGGCACCAGCUGGUGGACAGCCAAGUGCCAUCGCCCCCGUCCCGAGGAUCUCCGUCAAACGAGGGUCUGUGUGCGGUAUGUGGGGACAACGCAGCCUGCCAGCAUUAUGGAGUGAGAACCUGCGAGGGCUGCAAAGGAUUUUUCAAGCGCACCGUCCAGAAAAAUGCAAAAUACGUGUGUUUAGCAAAUAAAAACUGUCCUGUUGACAAACGCCGGAGAAAUCGUUGCCAGUUCUGCCGUUUCCAAAAGUGCCUUGUCGUCGGAAUGGUGAGAGAAGUUGUCCGAACGGAUAAUUUGAAAGGUCGAAGAGGACGCCUGCCAUCCAAACCUAAAAGCCCCCAGGAGCCCUCCCCUCCGUCGCCACCGGUGAGCCUCAUAAGCGCACUUGUUAGGGCCCAUGUGGACUCCAACCCCUCCAUGUCAGCUUUGGACUACUCCAGAUUCCAGGCUAACCCUGACUACCAAAUGGCUGGAGACAACACUCAGCACAUCCAGCAGUUCUAUGAUCUCCUGACGGGCUCCAUGGAGAUCAUCCGGGGCUGGGCGGAGAAGAUCCCUGGCUUUUCUGAUCUACCGAAGCAAGAUCAGGAUCUCCUCUUCGAAUCAGCCUUCCUUGAACUUUUUGUCCUGCGGCUGGCGUACAGGUCCAACCCGGUGGAAGGCAAACUUAUUUUUUGUAAUGGAGUGGUGUUACACCGGCUACAAUGCGUCCGUGGAUUUGGGGAGUGGGUGGAUGCGAUCGUGGAGUUUUCUUCCAACUUGCAGAGCAUGAACAUAGACAUCUCAGCUUUCUCCUGCAUCGCAGCGCUGGCCAUGGUAACAGAGCGACACGGGCUUAAGGAACCCAAGAGAGUCGAGGAUCUUCAAAACAAGAUAGUCAACUGCCUCAAAGAUCAAGUGACAUUCAAUGGCGGUGGAUUGAAUCGUCCAAACUACUUGUCAAAACUCUUGGGAAAGCUCCCUGAACUCCGCACACUAUGUACCCAAGGUCUGCAGCGUAUCUUUUACUUAAAACUAGAAGAUCUAGUCCCUCCGCCAGCAAUAAUUGACAAACUUUUCCUCGACACCCUACCUUUCUGA